AUGCAUGCACGCAAACAAACACACACAUAUACACACACAUGCAUCCACACAAACAAACACACACAUGCGCACAGAAUCACGAAAGUCCUCGGCAUGGACUGCGAGAUGGUGGGCGUCGGGCGACACGGUGCGGACAGCAUCCUCGCGCGAGUGUCCCUCGUCAAUCAAUACGGCCAGUGCAUUUACGACAAGUUCGUCAAACCAACAGAAAGGGUAACGGAUUACAGGACCAAUGUCAGCGGUGUCAGGCCCUGCCAUCUCGAAAAGGGUAGUGACUUUAAGCAGGUGCAAAGAGAGGUGUAUGACUUAAUAAAGGAUAAGAUACUUGUUGGCCACGCCAUUGAACACGAUCUGAAGGUGCUAUUCUUGGACCACCCCAGAAAGAUGAUCAGAGACACUUCAAGGUUCAAACCUUUUAGGGCCGUCACUGGAGGGGGUUAG
Messenger RNA from Helobdella robusta, 441 nucleotides. RefSeq lists its product as hypothetical. The transcript is spliced from 3 exons. Gene Ontology annotation, molecular function: nucleic acid binding; 3'-5' exonuclease activity. The record is from RefSeq and is a predicted model, not a curated record. Bases 1 to 441 code for a protein of 146 amino acids. Gene Ontology annotation, biological process: rRNA processing. Lineage: Eukaryota; Metazoa; Annelida; Clitellata; Rhynchobdellida; Glossiphoniidae. Gene Ontology annotation, cellular component: nucleus.